AUGAGCGGUCAAUUUGUGGUACCGCUGAUCAUCAACGGUGAAGAUGUGAGAUCGAAGGAAACAUUCCCCAUUGUCAACCCGAGGACAGGCGAGACGCUAUGGCAAGCGGCCAGUGCAACGACAGAUCAGGCCAACGCUGCAGCGGCAGCCGGCCAGGCGGCAUUUCCUGCCUGGUCGCAGAUGACAUAUCUCGCUCGCCGCGAUGUUCUCCUGAAGGCCGCCGAUGUGAUGGAGGAGCAUCUCGAGGAAUUGAAGCGCUAUGAUUGUGAAGAGAUGGGCGCUGAGAUGUGGUGGGCAACAUUCGACACUGCAACGGCUAUGGCAAUGAUUCGCGACGUUGCCGGCCGCAUAUCAAGCAUUGAAGGCACGUUGACACGCACAUUAGAGCCCGGGUCUAUGGCCAUGGUCAUGAAGAUCCCGUAUGGUGUGGUGUUUGGGAUUACUCCGUGGAACGCAGCUUGCCUAUCCGCGGUACGCUGCAUCAUCUACGCACUAGCGGCAGGAAACACUGUCGUCCUGAAGUCCUCUGAACUCUCGACACGACUGCAUUUCCUGAUUGGCGACUGUUUCCGAAAAGCCGGUUGCCCUCCUGGAGUCGUCAAUGUGAUUGCCCACAGCCGCGAAGCUGGCCCAGCCGUAAUUGGAGCCCUGAUUGAGCACCCCGCCAUUCGAAAAAUCAACUUCACAGGAUCGACGGCCGUUGGAAAGAUUUUGGCCCAGCAGGCGGCCAAAGCAAUGAAGCCCAUCUUGCUAGAGCUUGGUGGGAAAGCUCCGAUGAUUGUCCUCGAGGAUGCAGACCUCAAGGAGGCUGCACACGGUGCUGCCUUUGGUGCAAACUUCAACGCGGGACAAAACUGCAUGGCUACCGAACGCAUAAUUGUGAUUGAAUCUGUCGCGAAAGAAUUCGAGGAGGUUUUGAAGGCAACAUAUGCUGAGCUAUACCCCGACUCCUACCAGCCUCAACCUGCGGUCCAGCUGGCUGGAGCCAACAAAGUGAAAUCCCUUGUGGACGAAGCUCUGGCAACUGGAUCUGAGAUUAUGUUUGGCAAGAAGCCCGAGGGAGGCCAGGUCAUGCAUCCGAUAAUACUCAAAAACACCCAAAACUCCAAAAUCCAUUACGACGAGACCUUCGGACCAUCUGUCAACUUCGUUGUAGUCCCAUCCGUGGAAGCGGCCAUUGAGGCGGCCAACGAUACAGUAUAUGGCCUUACAGCUGCGAUCUGGAGCAAAGACCUGGCGAAGGCGCUCAAAGUUGCAACGCAGAUUGAGAGCGGAGCUGUCCAUAUCAAUCACAUAACGGUCCAUGACGACCUGACUCUACCCCACGGUGGUGUCAAGGAAAGUGGGAUGGGACGAUUUGGUGCUAGCUGGGGUAUCAACGAGUUUUUGACUCUCAAAUCGAUAACGUUCAAGAUUUGA
This is a messenger RNA of Capronia coronata CBS 617.96, 1419 nucleotides long. RefSeq lists its product as uncharacterized. NCBI's taxonomy places the organism in Eukaryota, Fungi, Ascomycota, Eurotiomycetes, Chaetothyriales, Herpotrichiellaceae. The record is from RefSeq and is a predicted model, not a curated record. Gene Ontology annotation, molecular function: succinate-semialdehyde dehydrogenase (NAD+) activity. The transcript is spliced from 2 exons. The coding region runs from base 1 to 1419 and encodes 472 amino acids.